CGCCUCAACAAGGGAAACUUUAUUGUUCCCGCCCGGGCGGCCAGGAUGUCGGUGAACUACGCCGCGGGCCUGUCGCCGUACGCAGACAAGGGCAAGUGCGGCCUCCCUGAGAUCUUCGACCCGCCCGAGGAGCUGGCGCGCAAGGUGCGGGAGCUGGCGGGGCUCAUCUGGCAGUCGGCCAACGUGGUGUUCCACACGGGCGCGGGCAUCAGCACGGCCUCGGGCAUCCCCGACUUCAGGGGCCCCCACGGCGUGUGGACCAUGGAAGAGCGCGGCCUGGCGCCCAAGUUCGACACGACCUUCGAGAGCGCGCGGCCCACGCAGACGCACAUGGCGCUGGUGCAGCUGCAGCGCGUGGGCCUCCUGCGCUUCCUGGUCAGCCAGAACGUGGACGGGCUGCACGUGCGCUCCGGCUUCCCCAGGGACAAGCUGGCCGAGCUGCACGGGAACAUGUUCGUGGAGCAGUGCGCCAAGUGCAAGACGCAGUACGUCCGGGACGCCGUGGUGGGCAGCAUGGGCCUCAAGGCCACUGGGCGCCUCUGCACCGUGGCCAAGGCCCGGGGGCUGCGGGCCUGCAGGGGGGAGCUGAGAGACACCAUAUUGGAUUGGGAAGACGCCCUCCCCGACCGGGACUUGGCCCUCGCCGAUGAGGCCAGCAGGAACGCGGACCUGUCCAUCACCCUGGGGACCUCGCUGCAGAUCCGGCCCAGCGGGAACCUACCGCUGGCCACCAAGCGCCGCGGAGGGCGGCUGGUCAUCGUGAACCUGCAGCCCACCAAGCACGACCGCCACGCAGACCUGCGCAUCCACGGCUACGUCGAUGACGUCAUGACGCAGCUCAUGAAGCACCUGGGGCUGCCGAUCCCCGCCUGGGAGGGGCCCCGUGUGCUGGAGCGCGCGCUGCCACCCCUGCCCCGCCCGCCGGCCCCCCUGCUCGAGCCCCGCCCCCUGCUCAACGGCUCCGCCCCCAAACAGGAGCCCCUGGGGGAGCCCCAGCGCAGCCCCAAGCGGGAGGCCCCGGACAGCCCCGCCCCGAGCCGGCCCCAAAAGCGGGUGAAGGCGGAGGCCGACCCCAGCUGACCCCAGCGGGCAGUGGGGAGCGGGGCGGGGGGCUCUGUACGGACUCGGACGGCCGGGCCUGGGGCCGCCCCCCCCCCCGUGCCGUGUGCGCGCUGGGGCCCUGGAAGGAGCUGGCCCUUUCCCGAGGGCCACCCUCCCAGCUCCAGCCCAGACACAGCGGACGCCCCCUGCCCCGGGGACCCCUCCCCCACGCCAGCCCCGACCUCCGCUCCGGGCUCAGGGACCCUCCCGGAGCGGAGCAGCCCGCCGCGGAGACCCUGGCUUCCUCCAGGCUUCCCCAAAGGGCGUGGACGCAAUAAAGGCAGGAGCUCUCCGGCCCGGAGUGGCUCGGACCCUCG
Molecule: messenger RNA, 1418 nt
Organism: Lepus europaeus (European hare)
Lineage: Eukaryota; Metazoa; Chordata; Mammalia; Lagomorpha; Leporidae
Gene: SIRT6
Product: sirtuin 6
Exons: 8
Coding region: 46-1080 (344 amino acids)
Molecular function (GO): NAD+ binding
Source: RefSeq, a predicted model, not a curated record